Messenger RNA from Amaranthus tricolor (Joseph's coat), 5874 nucleotides. Its product is annotated as histidine-containing phosphotransfer protein 4-like. The transcript is spliced from 6 exons. Gene Ontology annotation, biological process: cytokinin-activated signaling pathway; phosphorylation; phosphorelay signal transduction system. Gene Ontology annotation, cellular component: cytoplasm; nucleus. The record is from RefSeq and is a predicted model, not a curated record. Bases 4710 to 5180 code for a protein of 156 amino acids. Gene Ontology annotation, molecular function: histidine phosphotransfer kinase activity; protein histidine kinase binding. Lineage: Eukaryota; Viridiplantae; Streptophyta; Magnoliopsida; Caryophyllales; Amaranthaceae.
UUUGAAAUAUGCACAUAAUUUUACUACGUUUUCAUUUUUCAAUGAUGAAAAUACCACUUUAAAUAUUUUUCCAACAUGCAAACAAAAUUAAAAUAGAUUAGGAUUGAACAAGAGAAUCUCAAGCAAUAAGCAAAAUUAUAAAGUAAGCAAACAAAAAUCAAUGUUAAUGGCGAAACCCUGUGAGACAGAAUUAGGGAUUCCCGUACAUUCACAAAUCACUAGCAAGGAGAGGAGAUACCGGUGAAGUAAAAUCCGUCGUCGUUGAUUCAGGAAUCGGAAAUCAUCAUGCCAUUAAGCGUAUCUCCAAGUUGUGCAGUGAAGAACUGAUCAGGUUUUGAGAUUGAUCUAGCAGAUGUGUCUUGAUGAUUACUGAGUCACUGGGUUUAUGCUAUGAGAGACACCUGUGAAUUCAAAUGAAGCAAACCUUUGUUUGAUUCCUCGUCGCCCACAAGAUUUUGUAUUGUAGCUGCAGGCACAUUCUUGAGAUGGGGAGUUUAUCAACAAGGCAUAUAAAAGGUUAAACUAACCUCUCUAUGUUGGCCACGUGGGUACUAUUAUAUUCUCUUGCUUUCAAUCAUGCCUUUUUUGUCUGAUGGAUACUGUUUAUUGCUAGCUAUUUCUUGCUAUAAUUCUUUCUUGCUGUCAUUGCUUUUUCAGGUAUUUGUUCUGGUCUCUAUUUUCAGUAUUCCUCCCUUUUAAGUUAAUGUGUUAUGUAAGCUCAUUCUCUUUUCUUAAUGGUUUCCGUAAUCUAUGUCUGUUGUGUAUGUAGUCAUCUUUGUCCAUGAGUGUUGCCUUGUUAGGCGUGACAACUGCACUACAUCGAACAUGAUUUGCUUAGGUUCAUGUAGCACACUUCUUGCCGUUAGAGAUGUUAUAGCUACAAUACAUUCUAUUGUUGCUAAGCUUCUUGGCUCAUGGUGUAUAUAUCUUUAAUUUUGUGAUUUAUCCUUUUUGGUUUUUUGAUCGCAACCUAAUGGCUUUUGGCAACUGUUCUAUUUAGAUACUUGAUUGACAAAAAGAAUGCGUUUAAAUAAUUUUCAUUUCAGAAGGAUUUUGUGCAACAGAAUGGACGUUGAAAUUUUUUAGGAUUAUGUGCUGAAUUUUUUCUUCUUGGAUGUUUGAUUGACUCUUUUAACUGAAUUUUAGAUUUUAGUCAUAACUGAACCUAGACUUUAUCCAUAGUGGAAUUCAAAUCUAUUUCAUGAAAAAUCAAGUUGGCUAUAUGGCAACAUCUUUUCCAUGGGAUUUAGAGUUGGACCUCAUAGUAAGAUUUUAUCAUGUCCAAGAUGGAAUUCUCAUCAACAUCAAAGAAAAAGAAAGGUGGAAUAUGUUUUGUGGGAUGGAAAAGUAAGAAUAAAUGAUUACUAAGAUUCAGGUCACCAACCAAUAGCUUUUGCUUAUUUAGCUGGUCCUACAUCCAUUUGCAGAAAUCAUAGCAUAGAGGGCUCAAAGGUGGUGUCCUUUUACAAAAAAUGAAAUGAGACGGAGACUUCUUGGCUCGACACGGGUUCUUUGCCUGAGAUGCGCAACCAGAUAAUGACAACAUGCUAGUGAAAGGUAAGGUGUAAUCAUUGUGGAAGAUUUUUCAUUAGUUUUUAUAUGCAAUUUUAUUUUCUGAAAUUUUAUCUCCCUGAUCUUCUGUCUUAUUUUGGUGUUUUGUUUUGUAGUCCUAUAUGUGUAUGUUUUGAUGAGAUCACAUUUUUUCUAGUGAAAAACACUUAAGUGGAGAUGACCUUCUAAGAAUUAUAGAUGGUGUCUAUUAAAAUGUCAGUUUUAAUGUGUUAUGAAUAUUAUGAUUGGGAAUAUCUUUUGUAUAUUCCAAACCAUGAUUAUAUUUACAUUAAAAAUAUCCCAAACCAAGACGAAGAAUAUUAGUGUGUACUGUGUUGUGUGUAUUCUCUAUCAAGGAUUAUUGAUGAGCAUCAAUCUUUGUGAAAUAUAGGCUAUUUAUUUUAUUUCAGGUUUUGAACAAUUUUCUAAAGGUUUACGUUUAGUGAUAUCUUACACGUGCAAAAUAUUCUUAUCACCGGCCACCGCACCAUAAUGGUUUUUUGAGGUUACCACAACCGAAAUAUAAGCCCGCGUUAACAGUAGAACAAUCCACCUUGACCGCAAGACUGGUUUCUGGACUUCUCUAAGAUAACAGUGCAAUCUUCCACAUUGACCGCAACCGAAAUAUAAGCCACGAUUACAGUGGAACCAUUCACAUUCAAGAAUUUCAAUCUUGGAAUGCAUAAUAUCAACUUAUUUUCAUUUGCAUAAGCUGAUCAAUCAGGUUUUAUAGUAAUGUCUAAGGUUACUUAGGCCCCUUGUAUUUUAGCAUGGGAGAGAAUGUGUCUUGUUAUGUUUUAUGUUAUGGGAUUCAAUCCUUGGUGCUAUGGUAAUUAUUAUUAGGUUUUAAUUUGUUUGACCAACUUUUCUACUUAAACAGAGAAGGACAAAGCUGUAUGAAGUAUAAACUUUAUGAUCUUCCUAUUCCUCUGUGCUCCUCCAGUUGAGCUUCAACACUUGGUCAAUUUCUUGUUCUGAUCUUUUUCAUCAUUUUUUUAUGCUAUUUAAGUCAUUUAUUGAAUGAUUUCUGUUUCUUUUCUAAUUCUUAAUGUUGUGCAAUACUGAUUAUUUAAAAUGCUCCAUCUUUUUAAAGAUUCAUUACAUAAGCGUUUUUUCCCCUUGGCAUUCAAAUUCUUAUUGCUACUCCAGUCGUCCUCCUUUUAUUUAAAUACAAGGAAAUCUGGCAUUUUUUUUACAUUGAAUCAUGUCUGUAACUGUCGAGUCUUGAAUUUUCCAUGUAUUCAUGCUGUGAACUUGGAUAGUAAUUUAUGGUAACAUUUUAGAAUUUGACUCAAACGUGCCUUAGAGUUGUCUUUUGUUGAUACUUGAUAGAACAUAGGGGUGUUUGAUAUGAGAAAAGGAAUGUCUUUUGUGAAGGGUAUGGAAUGGUGAGAGAGAAGAUGGGGAGGAUGAGUUUGCUUGUUUAUUUCUUACCUCCCAUAUCAUUGUUGUAACAAAGUAAAGGAAUCACUUAUGGAAAAGUAAUGGAAACAUUACCCACACAAUCAAAACAAACAUCAGGUAAAAAUUUGCUUAUCUGAUUCCAUUUCCAAGUAUCCAACACCCUUCAAAAACAGCUACCAAACAGCCCCUUAAUGUAAACAUUUGGAGACUACGUGUAUAACUAUGAGAUGACCUUUAGAAAUGAUCAAAAGCUGUAAUACUGUUUCUAUUAGAAACAUCAAAAUGUUAAGCCAUCAUAUGCAUGUAUUUGGGUCAUAUUCUAUGAUAGUAACACUUCACAUCAGUUGGAGUUCGAUUUGCAUUUCUCGAUUCUCAAAAAGAAGUAGAUAAGAAUUUAAUAUGUAAUCAUGUCCUUUUCUAUUUCUGAGUGAAUGUGCCUUUAGUGUCUUCAUGAUAAGAGCUUAAUUGUACUGCCUGAUGGUGAUUGAUGCCAUCCCUUCCCUUGCAUAGUGUUCUUCUGCUGAAUAUGAUGGGCUAUGUUUUAUUAUUAGCUCAAUGCAGCAUCAUAUAAAUUGCAAAGCAAAAGGCUUCCUCCUUUGACUUAUAAAUUAUAUGAUAAUCAAUUCUUUUGUUUCUCAAUAAUUAUCAUCCUGUUUACUUAUGUUUGAAAUUGGUAAAUAUAACAGUCCAUAGUCUCUCUAUGCUUUAAAAUACUGAAGCAUUGAAUGGUAAUUGUAUAUGGUUCUUUUCAAUUUCGUGUAACCUUUGUAAAUGUCACUUCAGAAUAAGACUCUAGUUUAGCCCCAUAGCAUCGUGUGUUUCAUGGUUUUCUAAUAUUAUUCAUUUAUUUGUCUGAUUAUCUUAAAUAUUCAGUUUAGAGUUUUAUCUUAAGUCAACAUCACCUUUCUCAUUUGUAACACAGAAAUGAAAAUACCCACUCGUGUCUUCUACAUAGAGCGGUCUCAAACGCAUGAGGCAUGUACACAUUCACUCAGCCCCCAGUUAGAGUUGUUCAAGAUUAACCCGACCUGAAAAUUCGAACUAGAACCAAAAGACUCCUAACUCGAAAAUUUGGUGGUUUUCUAAUCGACUUGACUUGAUCCAACCGGAUUAUGUUUCUGAACCGAUAAUGCCUGAAAAAGACUAAUCGAACCCAAGCCGAGCUCAAUAUCGGAAAAGAUGUGCAACUGCAAGCUGAAUCUGAAUUGUUCCAGAAACCGAUUGAGACUUGAGGAAAGACCAUUUUAAAAUAUUAACCAAAAUCGAUGUGGACUCAAACAGAUUCCAACCCGAAUCGAGAAGUAAUUUAUUAUGUAGCCCUAAACCCAACCCAUAGUGAUUUUAUUUUACAUGUUUUGAAAUAAAGUAAUGCAACCCUAAGACAACAAUUGUUCCUCCUAGUGAGAAAGAUCUGCCCUAACAUUCGUACCCAUCUUUCACAUCUUGCUUUUAAUUUCCCCUUUUCAUCUCACUUGUACUUGAAUGUAAGCUAUUCAUGUAUAGGUGUAAGGAGAUUAUUGAAGUGCAAAAGAAGAUUCCAUUUUCAAGGUUAUUGUAAAAUGGUUUCAAAAGAAUCUGCUAGGUUGUUCAUAAGGAUAAGAUUUUUGACUGACAAGUGACGUCACUAUUAUUCGCAGUCAACAUCGAAAGCAAAAUCUUAUUUCUGAACUGCAUGGUGAGCUACCUUUAACUAUAUAAAUAGCACUUCGAGACAUUUACACAAUCAUUCUCUUAUAACUAUUGAUUUAUCAGGCAUGUCUGUUAAUACUUGUGUUCAACUGUUUAGAUCAAGAAUGGAUACUCCUUCGUUGCACGACCAAAUUGUGCAACUAAGGAAAUCUUUUUUUGACCAGGGAUAUCUCGAUGAACAAUUUAUUCAACUAGAAGAAUUACAGGACGACGCCAGUCCUGAUUUUGUUGAGGAGGUAGUAACCUCUUAUUACUCUGAUUCUGCAAGACUAAUCCAAAAUAUUGACCAAGCAUUGGCAAAACACCCUAUUGACUUCGAGAAGCUUGACAACUACAUGCACCAGUUCAAAGGAAGUAGCUCGAGCAUUGGAGCGAAGAAAGUUGUGCAUGAAUGCUUACAGUUCAGGAAAUAUUGUGCAGCAGGAAAUGCAGAAGGAUGUGUCAAGACUUUUCAGAUGAUAAAACAAGAACAUGCAAUACUGAGAAAAAAACUCAAAGCGUAUUUUCAGUUAUUGACUUCAGCUGGAAGAACUUAAAGCCAUCUUACACUCGUGCGAAAUAGCUCUAGUACUAUUGUGCUAUAUAAUCAGUAACAACUAUGUGUUGCUAAUUUAGUUGUAAAGAUUGUAUUGAAACGAUAUGUUCGUUGUCUCUAGCGACUAGUCUAAUCAACUACUUCUAUACUUAAUACAAUCAGGAUAACAUCGAAUUUGUUACAGAUAAUAUGAGUGCUAGACAUUCCGUGCAAUUGCGUAUUACUCAUACCUCUGCUAGAAGAUUUUUUUUUUUUUUUGCACGUCUGAUUGUGUGCGGAACUGAUCAUGUGACAUAUACAAAAGCGGGCAAAUGCUUAUAUUGCUUGAGUGUGCAUGAUACCUGGCACACGCUAGAGCAUGGAAGGCAUUGGCGUACAAAAGCUAACUCUAGUCGGGAUUGUUGAUUUGUUGUUCACUGACAAUCGGAUUUAAUAUGAUCAAUGAGAGAUCUUGAGUAAUUUUUAUAGAUUAAUUAAUUUAAUAUAAAACCGAAUAACUAAAAAAUUUAUUAACACCGAUUAAAAAUGUUUUAACACUAAAAACUAUUUUAUGUUAGCAUUCUGCAGGCUUGAUUUUGGCCGACUAUAAAUAAUUUGAUCACUUAACAAAAGUAUAAUCCAUGAAAGAGAAAUAUGACAAUCCUAAACACUUUUCCAUUGAAAAUCUUUAAUGGUAUGUAAAAUUCAUGUGGCUU